This is a messenger RNA of Ipomoea triloba (trilobed morning glory), 614 nucleotides long. Its product is annotated as protein PIN-LIKES 3-like. NCBI's taxonomy places the organism in Eukaryota, Viridiplantae, Streptophyta, Magnoliopsida, Solanales, Convolvulaceae. Gene Ontology annotation, cellular component: membrane. The coding region runs from base 83 to 454 and encodes 123 amino acids. The record is from RefSeq and is a predicted model, not a curated record. Gene Ontology annotation, biological process: endoplasmic reticulum to cytosol auxin transport. The transcript has 4 exons.
UGUGAUCGGAGUAGUCUCUUUUCUACGAAAGCUGAUAAUUGUAGACAAUGCUCCGCUUCAUGUUAUUGAUAGCUCUGCAGAUAUGUUGGGGGAUGCAGCCAUACCAGCUAUGACACUCAUAAUUGGAGCAAAUCUUCUUAGAGGGCUAAAGAAAUCAGCAGUUGGAGUGUGGGUUGUGAUCGGGGUUCAGGUGGUGAGGUUCGUUGUGCUACCUCUAUGUGGCAUUGGUGUCAUCGCUGUGGCUCGCCGUUUUGGGUGGGUGGGAUCGGAUUCUUUGUACCACUUUGUUCUCUUGUUGCAAUAUGCGCUUCCUUCUGCCAUGAAUAUAGGUACAAUCACACAGUUGUUUGAGGUUGGGGAGAGUGAGUGUUCAGUGAUUAUGCUGUGGAACUACUCUGUGGCUUCAUUUGCUCUUACUCUUUGGACCGCAUAUUACAUGUGGAUUUUGUCUUGAGUUUCUUUUCUUUGUAAAAGUUAAGGAAAAUGGAAGAAAGAAGAGAAGGAAUAUAUAUAGGGAUGAGAUCGGGUGCAAAGGAGGUCUCAGGUGAAACAUGUUGUGAGAUGUGAGCCAUCACGUUUUUUUAAAACAUUGGUCAAUCUGGACGGUUGAUUUU